CACGGCAGCAUCAAUCAAUACAGAGACUAAUUCGCCUGUCGUUACAAACAUACCAGUUCGCAAAGUAUCAUCUCGACAUGAAGUGCGUUUUGAAUGCCCGAUCCUCURCCUUGCUGGCAUUAAUUUCUCUUGUUGUUUUCGCGAUCACAUCUCAGGCUUUCACUGGCACAACGCGAAUCAAUGGUUUUCGUCGUGGGUACAAAACACCACUGUCCCCCGUUGGUUCUAUUGCCACCAGCAAUGAUUCUUCGUCGACCAAUUUAAUGGCACGAAAAGACGUGAGCAAUGCCGAAAGAGGCAGUGAUAAAGUCAACAAUCUCAUGGGCCUCGACAGAGGCAAGUAUCUGUGGGUCAUUGUGAUCGCACUCAACAUCUGGUUCUUUUCGGUCCCUACAGAAUUUCGACGAACCAGAAUCUGCAACGAGGCGGAUAGUGCUGCGUAUCCUACCAGGUGUAUGACAAGCGAACAAUUCACUAAGGGGAUUUCUGAUUACUACAAAAACGGUACGAAAUUGUUGUCACUCCGCGGGGCAGAGGCAUGAACCAGCAGAACAACCCCCACGACSUAUGGAUCUGUGACAGUUUGUAUCAUUUUCGUAUUAACAUUUUAGAUGCUCUUUCCCUCGUUGUUCGAUGUUUUCACUMUUUCUCGGAUUGUUAGGUGGUGGGAUCAAGUUUGAUUUUUCGAUUGCAGGAAAGGAAUAAGGUGCCGUGGCUUGCAGCUCCAUCUGGUUUUCUGUCUGAAGAGCAAUCGAUCUUUUCGCUUCACAAAUAGUAGCUGUAACUUCUUUUGGUGAUCAAACUAAUGUUCACUACUCCGUCAUUUCAAAGUGCAAAAUACAAAUCGCACCUAAAUAAGUCCGGAAUACUACCUCAGAUUAAACCUCUACAGCAGGUGUGGCUGCUAAGGAUGAGAAUCUGUGUAUUUCUCCGUUGAAGAAGAUCCACAAGCCACAACAAUGAAUCAUAAAAUCAUGAUACAAUAGUGGCAUUUCGAAGGCAUACAUUGGGCAAAAUGGAAAGGCUAUUGCUCCAACGGUCAACUAAGAAUCAAGAAUCAAAUUAAAAUAGAAGCGUCCGACUUGCCAUAAACUAAACUUUUUGAAUUCAUAAUUACCAGUUAUCUUGCAUAUGUUUCAAUAUCUGCGUCUGGAAACAGUCGCUUGAUGAAGAUAGCGCAAUCGUCAUCUGAUCGCAAAAUCACCCUGCACGAGGUCUUGAGAGACUUAACUUCUUCAUUGCGUAGCAAAUCGCAUUGCAUCGAUGUGCAUUGCAAAGCACUGUUUCGGUAGAUCACAACAAAUUAAUUCUCUUCGACAUCCCAAAUACAUACAUGYCAUCGUUAUACUUUUCGAUAUGCUCGCACCUUCGGACAUCCAAAGGCAUUAUAAARCCGUCGCSCUAAGGGSCUCUCCCAUUKGUCCCUUAUCCUCCUCUUCCUCUUCAUCCGGCGUCAGAAUGUCGAAUAUGUUGAAGACAAAAUUGUAAGCACUCGUUGUCACGUUCAAUACCAUCGAGGGCGUUACCUGCCUGUUCAAUGCGUACGUCACAAGGGUCGAAAGGACGAAUUGUGGAAUGUCCUCCAGGAUCAUCUCAAGAAACAAAAUCUGGUUGGCCCGUUUGUAGAGAUGCCGCAUUAAGCGCUCRAAACCGCUCAUCUCGAUCUUUGCAUCGUCGUCUGACUUCACCUUCCUUUUGGGGGCAAACCCCUUGCAGAGGAGCGUGAAGGUCGUGAAACCUAACAUGACACACGCGACGAUGAAGAAGAUAAAAGUUGUAAGCUGAUAUUUCUCGACGAUUUCUGCGUCCAUGCUACCGAUCGACUUGUAAAACAUGUAGUCGCCGUAGACAUCGGCAGCGGAGGAGGAGAACAGAGAAGGUCUUGAGCAGGGGGACCCAUGUUUUGCGAAAUUCUUUGAGAAAUGGCGCCAUGUUGAGCGGAAUGGAAUUUUGUUGUAUUGAAAAAUGACUCGAAUCGCGACACGGUCAAGGCGAUGUGGACGAAUGCGAUGYCGCUUGGAUAGUGCCCGUCGUACCGUACUACCACUAGCACGACGACUUGUUUUCGAUCCUUUCAUCAGCUAGCUUGUUCUGCUCAAUUUUGAAGUCUACGGUACAGUGGGGUACAAGUAUUAAUAGCAGAGCACAAGCAAAGUCGUACGAGGUACCUAGUACAAAUAGUACCUGACAAAGAUUUUGAUUGCUCUGGUACUUUUACUAAUUUCAGUACUGUAAAUUACUGUGUCGUACUUCGAACUCUCAACGGAGUUCUUCGGCAUAAUAAUUGCAGUAAGAAUAG
Molecule: messenger RNA, 2299 nt
Organism: Pseudo-nitzschia multistriata
Lineage: Eukaryota; Bacillariophyta; Bacillariophyceae; Bacillariales; Bacillariaceae
Source: the annotation of a GenBank genome assembly